Messenger RNA from Centruroides sculpturatus (bark scorpion), 1806 nucleotides. RefSeq names its product ornithine decarboxylase-like. Gene Ontology annotation, cellular component: cytoplasm. Bases 1 to 1293 code for a protein of 430 amino acids. The record is from RefSeq and is a predicted model, not a curated record. Lineage: Eukaryota; Metazoa; Arthropoda; Arachnida; Scorpiones; Buthidae. The transcript has 9 exons. Gene Ontology annotation, molecular function: ornithine decarboxylase activity.
AUGAAUUUGAAAUCUCCACGUUUUUCGUUAAGAAUUAUUUCAAAGUAUUUUAAAAAUGGCGUAAGAUCUUUAAAACACCGUCGAUGGGAUAAAGAAUUAGUCAUGAUUGGGCACGAUGGAAUAUUAGACGAAACUGUUUGGGACGUGGCCGUAGAAACAAUUAGCCAACCCGAUCGGGAAGAUCCUUUUUUCGUCGUCGAUUUGACGGACAUCGAGCGAAAAUACAAGCUGUGGAAGUUAAAAAUGCCAAGAAUAACUCCAUUUUACGCCACGAAGUGCAACGAUUGUCCCGAGGUACUUCGAUAUCUGGCAUCUAUCGGUGUUAAUUUCGAUUGCGCUAGCAAAACCGAAAUCGAAACUGUGAUUAAUUUGGGAGUCGAUCCUUCCCGAAUUAUUUACGCGAAUCCUUGCAAACACAAGUGCUUUAUUAAAUACGCCGCGGAUGUCGGAGUCAAAAUGAUGACGUUCGAUAACGAGAUAGAACUGGAUAAAAUUAAAUCAAUUUUUCCCCGCGCAGAAUUAGUCAUUCGUAUUAAAGUGGACGACAGCCAUUCGAGCAUGAAACUUAGCCUGAAGUUUGGAUGCGAAAUGCGGCGAGUGGCUCGACUGUUGAAAACUGCAAAAAGUUUACAUCUUAAUGUAAUAGGAGUGAGUUUCCACGUCGGUAGCGGAUGUAAAAGUUCUUGGGCUUACUCCCAAGCGAUAAGCGAUGCUAAAGAAGCAUUUGAUAUCGCUAAAGAAAUCGGAUACAAUUUCUAUUUGUUGGAUAUCGGCGGAGGAUUUCCCGGCACGAAAACGGAACAAAAAUAUUUCGAAGAGAUUGCUGCGGUAACUUCCGCUACACUAGACGCGUACUUUCCCGAAGGAUGCGGGGUUCGAAUUAUUGCCGAACCGGGACGCUAUUUUGUCGGUUCCGCAUUUACUUUGUGUACAAAUAUAAUUGCUAAGAGAGACGCCAUUGUUCCCGGGCAAAACGGUGACGAACCAGCUCGCGUGUAUUACUUAAAUGAUGGCGUUUACGGUAGCUUUAAUAUUAUUUUACACGAACCUACAGAAUUUAUUCCUUAUCCGUUAUCGCUGGAAGAAAAAGAAAGAAAAGUGAUGAAAACCAGCCUGUGGGGUCCGACUUGCGAUAGCAUUGACAGAAUAAUCGAAAACUGUUAUCUUCCCGAAAUGAAUAUAGGGGAAUGGCUGCUGUUCGAGAAUAUGGGUGGAUAUUCUUUAACUCCCGCUACUACUUUCAACGGUUUUCAGAAACCAGAAUUUCGAUAUAUCGCGCCACUUCGCGCUUAGUACAUGUUAUCCUAUGGGCUAAAAAAAAGCAAUCGUCCGGAGCCCCACCGACGGGGAAUCGCGAACUAAUGAACUUUUGUAAGAAAAUAUUUCCCCGGAAAACGUGUUUGAAGUAAACACCGCGCGUGGUGCCCCUAAUUUAAAUUGGCCCGACCCCCGCUGGCUUAGUGAUUAUUACUAUUUUACUAUCUCGAAAGAUUAUUCGAUAAAUAAAUAACGUCGCUAUCGUUAUUCGUUGACAUUAUACGAAGAAAUCUCAUAACUGUAAAACAUUUAAAGUAAUAAUAAUAAAUGCUUGUCAUCGUUACUUCGCCAGGCGGCAAUAUCAAACAAUCCAAAAGUCGAGCCAGCUUUACGGGGGAUUUACGAUUAAAAAAUAACUGUAAGAAUUCCAAUUGACAAAAUUUUCUAAUAAAUAUUUGUUACGAGUAUUUUAAAACGAAAUAAGUCGUUUAAAAUUGACGGGCGGAUGACCGAAUUAGCCGUUUGGGGAAACUCCCGUGAACUUUGACC